AUGCCUGGUGAUAAUAAGGAGAAAGCUUUGCCUACUGUUCCCAGGUCGAAGGGAUGCCUGACAUGCGUCACUCGGAAGAUCCGCUGCGAUGGCAGAAAGCCCACAUGCUAUAAAUGUGAAAAGCGGAAACAGGAAUGCGGAGGAUACCGCAGAGAGGAAAUAAUAUUCCUAAGCGAAGGAUGGCGACCUCCAGGUGUAAAAGCCAAAGCACGCAUCAAGACAAUUCCCGACAGCGCAAAUCGCUUGGCGCAGGUAUCUGUUCUCCGAGCGCUUACUGGCUCAGAGAAUAUGUCAGAUCCAGUUCUGUAUAUAUGUCCGUCUAUAGAACGGUCGCAUCUACAUAUUCCCUUUUUCCUAUCGUCGUUUGGAACCCAGCCCUUUCAAGCUCCGGCCAUUGCUGAUGUUUUCCAUCACUACUUCUGCUUGAUUUCUUCAAAUCUACGUGAUGGUACUACUCAAACUUCAUCUCUCCGGAGGCCUGUUAUUUUCGCUGUUGAUGCUCUCGCUCAAGGCCACUUUGGAGCAGCUAACACUGAUCCAGUCUCAGUGCAGCGAAGCCUUCAGAGUUAUACAAUGGCGCUGGGGUCGAUGUCCACGCAGUUAGCGCAGUUGAAAUGCGUAGGCCCUGGUCUCCGCGAUAUUUCGGAAGAUAAUUGGCAACAUUUAGCCUUUUUUUGUAUUGUGAUGAUGUUCUGGGAAAUUUUACAAACAUUGUCCGCAAGACAGCCUAGUCUUCUCCCAGAUAAUUAUUGGAAACAACGUUAUCCCAUGCGUUCGACAUGGCUAAAUGAGAUGAAAACAAUCCUCGAAGAAACAGAGAAUCCAAAGUUCCGUACCAACUUUGAACUUUAUACUUCAACUGAUUCUUUAAUGAUAGAGGUCAACGUUAUCGUGUCUAUAAUGGCUCAAUACGACCAGCUUCUCACGGAACAAUCAUUUGUCACGGAAAAUCAAGACUCCGUCCAGCUUUUGCUUGAUAUGUACAAUCAUGCCGAACUGAUUUUAUCUCGCAAUGAGUUAAGAUUGAAAGGCUGGAAAGCCUAUGUCUCGGAAGUUACACUUUCAUCCUGGUUAUCGCUUCACCCUGAAGUUGGAGCCGACCCGAUCUCAGCUGAUUUUUGGUCCAUCAUAAAUGGAGGAGACGACGAGCCAUACUUUGAUAUUAUUUUCUCCUUCCGUGCAAUGAUGGAGUACCACGCUCUAACACUAUACUGGACAAUAGUAAUGACUAUUCGUCUACUGCUUAGCGAUCUGCUCACUCUUCUGGUGAAAAAGGCUUCGGAGAAGAUACCGGCGAACGCUGAAGAACAGAUUAAGGCACACCAUGCCCAACUCAUGAAAUAUUCUCUUAAUGUUCUGCAAGCUAUAUGUUACGCUACGCUUUCGAAAAGUCGAGCUGUUGCUCCUUUCUUCUUUGCGUCGUCAUUCCAAUUGACUGUCCUUGUUCUUGAUCGGGAAUGCAAGUAUCUGCAAGCAGAUGAAAAGAGUGAAGUGGAGAUUCGCAGAUGUGAGGGAUUAAAGAGUCUUGCUAUUCGUUAUUUGGAUUGGGCUAGUCAGAACAAAAUACCUGUUAAACUGGACUUGAAUUCUCCGUGGGUGUCGAGGACAUUCUUGACAGCAGAGAAGAGGCUUGAUGACGCGAUUUCGAAACAAGAUAGGUUAGGUAUAGAGCACUUUAACUAUGAAAAUAUCCGGACUCUUUGA
Molecule: messenger RNA, 1704 nt
Organism: Penicillium angulare
Lineage: Eukaryota; Fungi; Ascomycota; Eurotiomycetes; Eurotiales; Aspergillaceae
Product: Zn(II)2Cys6 transcription factor domain-containing protein
Exons: 3
Coding region: 1-1704 (567 amino acids)
Biological process (GO): regulation of DNA-templated transcription
Molecular function (GO): zinc ion binding; DNA-binding transcription factor activity, RNA polymerase II-specific
Source: RefSeq, a predicted model, not a curated record